Messenger RNA from Callithrix jacchus (white-tufted-ear marmoset), 1134 nucleotides. RefSeq names its product small integral membrane protein 29 (gene SMIM29). Lineage: Eukaryota; Metazoa; Chordata; Mammalia; Primates; Cebidae. The record is from RefSeq and is a predicted model, not a curated record.
CCCAUUUCCCCGGGUCCUUUGAUCACGCGCCUGACGGCUUUUCCGGGGCUCGGGAGCCAACCGAGGGCGUUCCUGUCGGGGCUGCAGCGGCGGGAGGUAAGGCAUGGCCAGGCCGGCUGGGCUGCAGAGAGCCGGCACGGGUCCACGCCUCGGCGUGUCGGGCUUCCAGGACGUUCGGGCACGGGGCAGCCCUUCCGCGUUCCCCAACACCCCCCACCUCCGGCCUGAGCCUCCCUGCGCCGUGGGAACUACCUCCUGUCCGCUGUUGCUGGCCAGCAUCCUAGCAGCGGCCUGACGCCCUCCCCACCCUGGCAUGCCCCCUUGACCUGGGACGAUGAGCAUGCGACUGGGGAGCCCGGUGGAGGCACCCUCCCGAGGCACCACUGCCCAUGCUGACCACCGAGCCCUCCGGCUGCCGAUGUCAUGAGUAAUACCACUGUGCCCAAUGCCCCCCAGGCCAACAGCGACUCCAUGGUGGGCUAUGUGUUGGGGCCCUUCUUCCUCAUCACCCUGGUCGGGGUGGUGGUGGCUGUGGUAAUGUAUAUACAGAAGAAAAAACGGGUGGACCGGCUACGCCAUCACCUGCUCCCCAUGUACAGCUAUGACCCAGCCGAGGAGCUGCAUGAAGCUGAACAGGAGCUGCUCUCUGACAUGGGAGAUCCCAAGGUGGUACAUGGCUGGCAGAGUGGCUACCAGCACAAGCGGAUGCCGCUGCUGGAUGUCAAGACGUGACCUGACCUCCUUGCCUCACCCUUCAGAGCCUGGGGCCCUGGACCACCUGGGGCCAUCGUGGGACUCUUCCCCUGCCCACCUGCAGUCACUCAGCUCCUCCUGCUGGGUACUUCUCCCUCUGCCCACUCAGCAGCACCCACUUCCCAGGCGCUCACUGUCACCUCACUGUCCCAUGGCCUUCUGCCCUUUGUGGGUGUCAAGCUCACCACCCAUCCACAGGCACUCAAUGGGAGGAGCUUUUCCUUCUGGGGUGGGGACGGCUGCAAGACAGCUUUGCUUUCUCCAGCCCUCCUGGGCUUGGUUUGAGCAUAAAUCCCCAGGGAUUUGGAGUUGUUUCCAUGGUGAUGGGGCCAGAUGUAUAACAUUCAGUAUAUAUUUUGUAAAUAAAAUGUUUUGUGAUUA